This is a messenger RNA of Nematostella vectensis (starlet sea anemone), 287 nucleotides long. RefSeq names its product arf-GAP with SH3 domain, ANK repeat and PH domain-containing protein 1. The transcript has 4 exons. Gene Ontology annotation, biological process: positive regulation of GTPase activity. NCBI's taxonomy places the organism in Eukaryota, Metazoa, Cnidaria, Anthozoa, Actiniaria, Edwardsiidae. The record is from RefSeq and is a predicted model, not a curated record. Bases 9 to 287 code for a protein of 92 amino acids. Gene Ontology annotation, molecular function: GTPase activator activity.
GCAGUAAAAUGGACGAGAAGAAAGAGUUUAUUCACGCCAAGUACAUCAAACACCAGUACGCACAGAAAUCGGGAGAAAGCCCCGAGAAGGUGUUGCAGGAGCUGCACCAGGCGGUCAAGUCACGUGAUAUUCUGGCCGUGUUGCAAGGGUUCGGCGAGGGAGUGGACCUGAGUGCGACGCUACCAGGAUCGACGAAAUGGAACACUGCACUUCACGAGGCAGUUGAACAAGAAGACCUUACUUCUCUACACAUCGUCGACUUUCUAGCGCAGAACGGGUACGAUUAG